AUGAGCUUGAAAACAGGCCUUGAAGCAUGGGCGGGGCUAGGGAAGCUCUUACAACUCAACAAAGCGGGUAUUUUAAUGCUUAACACGGGGGCUAGAGCUGAGGUAAGUGCAUCUGAUUCUUCCUUUGCAACCGGGGAUGAAAAUCUGGAACAUUCCUUGGCAGCGAGUGAAACGAUCAAACAGGCCUUUACUAAAAACAAGAAUGAUAGAUUCAGGAAACAGCGAGUAGAGGGAUUGCAACACCCUUACUUCGGACGCCAAAAAGAGGAUGAGAGGGAAAGGCACCACGCGGUUAAGAAGCUGAUAGAGAAGCAACUGAGCAUGGACAUCCUCACUGUGUUAUUCGUCUUCAGAAUCCUUGCUGUAUCUUCCACCGAUGAUAUUUCCUAUAGCUUGCUGGUAUUGGACCUUUCUUCUGAGAUUGGGAUGAGGAAUUGGAGCUGGGCUGCUUUCAAACCUGAAACAGGUCCAGGUCUUGGAAUCGGGCUAGGAGCAGCUAUUGAAUUUGUUUAUGGCGGUGUGAUAAUGCCAGUCGAAAGGGAAAGGCGAUGA
Molecule: messenger RNA, 552 nt
Organism: Vicia faba (fava bean)
Lineage: Eukaryota; Viridiplantae; Streptophyta; Magnoliopsida; Fabales; Fabaceae
Source: the annotation of a GenBank genome assembly